AGUUAAGUAUUAUACAGAGUCUGAAUGGUUAAGACCUCUUAUCUGAAUUGAUCAGACAUUUGCCUCUGAAUAGUUAAGCAAUAUACUAGCUCUUAAUGGUUCAGACCUCUUACUGGUUCAGCACUUAAUGGUUCAGACCUCUUACUGGUUCAGCACUUACCGAUUCAGAAAUUGCCAAACAGCCCCUAAGCUUUUGAAUCUCCCAACAAUUAAUAUGGCUCGGUUUUGUCAAACCGUCCAAACAAUUCUUAAUUUCCACAAGUUUAAGAAUAUACUCCCUCCCUCCCACUCUUUUUGUCCACUUUCAUUUUUGCACACCAUCCAAUGCACUUCUUUAAUCUAUUUUAUCUUGUAAUUUAUAUAUUAAAAAAUUAUAAAAAUUAUAUAUUAAUAAUCUAUAUGUUAAGACAAAUCAAACAAGAUCACACAUGACUAUUUUUAGACUUACACAUUGAGAGAAUUUGAUGAGUCAAAGUGCUUAGAUGAACAGUUCCAAAAGUCAAAACUGGACAAAAAGAGUGGGACGGAGGUAGUAAUUCACAUAGUGUCUUAAUCCAACUCUAAGGUACGUCCUAUAAAUAAGACACCAUUCCCAUGCAUUCUUUCUAUAUAGUCACAAAAAGAAAAGAAAAGAAGAGAAAGAGAACAAAAGGAAAUUAAUAUAAUGGCAACCACGCCAGGCUUCCUAACUAAUUGGCCUUGGACACCCCUUGGAUCUUUUAAGUAUGUGGUUUUGGCUCCAUGGGUGGCACAUAGUCUCUAUUCUUUUGUGACACGCGACGAGAAGGAAAGGGACUAUACAAAUUUCAUGAUUUUCCCGUUCCUGCUCUUUCGCUUCUUUCACAACCAGCUUUGGAUCAGCUACUCCCGUUACCGAACCGGAAGGGGGAAAAACCGGAUCGUCGACAAACCCAUCGAGUUCGACCAAGUUGAUCGAGAGAGUAAUUGGGACGAUCAAAUAAUAUUGAGUGGGGUAUUCUUUUACGCAUUCAACAAUGCACUGUCAAUAGCUUCACGGUUGCCGGCGUGGCGGACGGACGGCGUGUUGCUAAUGGCAUUUUUGCACGCCGGCCCGGUGGAGUUCCUCUACUACUGGCUGCACCGGGCGUUGCACCACCACUAUCUCUACUCCCGCUACCACUCCCACCACCACUCCUCCAUCGUCACCGAGCCCAUUACGUCGGUGAUUCAUCCAUUCGGAGAGCACAUGGCGUAUUUCGCAUUAUUUGCGAUUCCAACACUAACGACAGUGUUAACGCGAACAGCAUCGAUCAUAGGCGUGUUUGGAUAUAUCACUUAUAUUGACCUCAUGAAUAACAUGGGUCAUUGCAACUUUGAGCUCAUCCCCAAAUGGGUCUUUACAUUCUUCCCUCCUCUCAAAUACCUCAUGUACACACCCUCGUUUCAUUCUCUACAUCACACCCAGUUUAGAACAAAUUAUUCAUUGUUCAUGCCCUUCUAUGACUAUAUCUAUGGCACAAUGGACAAGUCAACGGACACUUUGUACCAAACGUCCCUCGAGAGGGCAGAUGACUCUCCAGAUUUGGUCCACUUGACCCAUUUUACCAACCCAGAAUCCGUAUACUUUUUACGGGUCGGGCUUUCGUCUUGGGCCUCCAUGCCCCAGAGACACAAGUGGGCUCUUUGGUUCAUGUGGCCAGUCACGCUAUGGACCAUGGUUUUGAACUGCGUCUACGCCCAAACUUUCGUCUUGGAGAGAAAUGUUUUGGACAAAAUCAAGAUACAAUCUUGGGUCAUACCAAAGUACAAAUUUCAGUACCUCCUGAAAUGGCAAUCCCAAGCCAUAAACAACAUGAUUGAGGAGGCUGUAUUAGAAGCAGAUUCAAAAGGUGUCAAGGUUUUAAGCUUAGGUCUUCUAAACCAGAGUGAAGAGCUGAACAAAAAUGGAGAGGCUUACAUCCAAAAGUACCCAAAGAUGAGAGUAAAAUUAGUGGAUGGAAGCAGUUUGGCAAGUGCAAUAGUGGUUAACACAAUUCCAAAGGGGACUACAGAGGUUCUCCUUAGGGGAAAACUCACCAAAGUCUCCAUCUCCAUCGCUUGUGCAUUAAGCCAGAAAGGGAUCAAGGUGGUUACUUCCUCUGAAAAUGAUUAUGAGAAGCUUAAGCUCGCUGCUAAAUCCCAAAGCAACUUUGUCUUGUCCAAGAGUUUGACACAAAAGGUAUGGUUAGUUGGAGAUGAAUUGACAAAAGAGGAACAGAAGAUGGCAAAAAAGGGGACACUGUUCAUCCCCUUCUCCCAAAUACCUCCCAAGAAAUUCCGCCUUCAUGACUGCUUCUACCAUUACACCCCAGCAAUGUUGGCCCCACCAUCCCUCCACAACUUGCAUGCCUGCGAGAAUUGGCUGCCGAGGAGGGCAAUGAGCGCAGCAAGGGCGGGUGGGGUCGUGCAUGCCUUGGAAGGAUGGAACGUGCACGAGUGUGGCUGCGACACAGAGAUGAUCACAGUGGAUGACAUUGACAAAGUCUGGAGAGCUGCCCUUAGCCAUGGUUUCCGCCCACUCCCAUUACAGGCACAUCAUUGAAGGAUGAGUUUUUUUUUCGCCUUAAUUUCCUCCAAGUGCCUUAUUAUCCAUGGAUGUUGUAUGGACUGGUACUUUUUUUCUUCUCUGGAUUGUGUCAAAAGUUUUAAAUAUGUUAAUGGUCAGCAUUGUAUAUGCAUAUGAUGAUGACAUUGUUGUGCACCACAACAUAUGAUAUUGAAAUGUUAUCUCACUUCUUAUGUUUUACACUAAUGUUAGAACUCAGUUCACUCCAAUAAGGUAAGUGUCUAGCU
Molecule: messenger RNA, 2793 nt
Organism: Cuscuta campestris
Lineage: Eukaryota; Viridiplantae; Streptophyta; Magnoliopsida; Solanales; Convolvulaceae
Source: the annotation of a GenBank genome assembly